Molecule: messenger RNA, 4297 nt
Organism: Solea solea (common sole)
Lineage: Eukaryota; Metazoa; Chordata; Actinopteri; Pleuronectiformes; Soleidae
Exons: 6
Coding region: 267-3092 (941 amino acids)
Molecular function (GO): protein binding; calcium ion binding
Source: RefSeq, a predicted model, not a curated record
CCAAUUAGGACCAGUGAGCGCCACAUGUAGGCUGUAGACGGAGCUGUCUCCAGAAGGGGCAAAGGGGGCAGAAACCGCAGUGCACGCAAUGGAGACGAACUGAAUAUCUUAACAAUCAUUUCUUCAAGUUAAUUUGUCAUUUACAUUAGUAAUUCGAGUUUUUUCGUCUUAGUGACAUGAUCAAGUGAGAUCUUUAGGAUUAUUGCGCAAAAAGACCACACUUCUCACGUGGUCUCGUUCCAUUUUUUACCUUUCAGCGUUGCAACAUGGCAAGCAUUACUACUUUGUUUUUAUUCUGUCUGACAUCCAUACUCGGAACAGGCACUGUUUCUGAGAUCUGCCGCGGGACGCACUGUUUCUCUGGACAGGACUGGAGCAGACCGUGCGUCGGAGCGCACUGCCAGCUGGGGCGCACAGAUCCAGCAGCUCAAGCUCGAAGAAAGAUCCAUCACUCUGCACAAUCCGCACAGGGACAAGUCUACCCGAGCUACCAACGGGAUGCUCAUUACAUUCAUCACCAAGCUCAGAGCGCACCGUUAGCGCCGUACAUCAUCCACCCACCACAGACAGACUUUGCGCAACAAGCGGGUGCAGAUGGAACCAGGAGGACGAACCCCAGGACCAUCACGGCGGAGGUGUUUCAUCCAGGCUGCGCUGGAGGAAGCUGCCCGACUACUGUUUCUCAUCGCCAAACGAACGAUGACAGUGCAACGCGGGAGUGCAAAGGGAUUGGAUGUAAACUGCCCCUGCGGAUGCGCCAGACACCCAGCAAGCCUUGUGUCGGGAACGGUUGCGGUUCUUACGGAGACGACGGGAGAGAGAGCUCUUCACCGGUGCACGUGACCGACAGAGCCGCUCAGUUUUUGGAUGAGCUUCCAGACUUUGGGUCGGAACGAGGCGCAUGGAUACAACUGGCAUGUGACGUGAAACCAGGAAACAAUGAGCUUCCCUCAGAAGACGCUCUGGUGCUGCAGCUGCAGCUGUCAAAGAGCCAGGACAAGCUGGUUGAGGCCCUCAGGGGCCAACAGGACGAAGUUAAGGAGCUGCAGAGGCUCCUGGGUGAGCAGCAGGGGACGCUGGUCAACCAGCAGAGAGAGAUCCUGGAUCAACAGAGGAGGAUGUUCGAACAGAUGGAGCAAGUGAAAGCCCAGUACAGCAUGAUGAUGGACAGCAUGAAACAAACAUCUUUCCAGAACCUCCAGGGAGACGUGGACAGUCACACGGAAACUCUGAGUGGGCAGGUUCGAGCACAGCAGGCCCUCUCUUUACACAAGGUGGACAUGGACGCCAGUGUGAUGGAGGUGGGUCCCUCUGUGAUGGCGUGUGGCACCUGCAGUCCUGAGGAGUACUGUGGCUUCAGCAGCGGUCGUCCUCGCUGUGAGAGGUGCACCGUCUGUCCUGCCGGCUUCUUCCUGGUCGCUCAGUGUUCAGUCCAUGCAGACAGAAUCUGCCAGGACAGAGACGAGUGUCUUGAAAUUGCUAAUCUGUGUGGAGAUCAACAGAAAUGUCUCAACACACCAGGUGGAUUCAGGUGCCAGGGCAUGACAGCGCGAGAUGCCAGCUCAGGAAUGUGUGGCCAUGACUACUUCUUCCACUCGGACAUGGACGAGUGCCAGGCCUGUACUGAGUGUGACAGUGAAUCUGUAACAUCCUCCUGUAGCUUCACCACAGACACCAUCUGCUCAGGCCCUGCUGUUGAUGACGGUGCGCUCUCUCUGUCCUGGGCUGGAGAUGUGAGUCUAACGGGGCCAAAGGGCAAGGAUCUGGCACAUGCCUUCCACGGUGUGCAGCUUCGUAUCCAAGGAAAAGGUGAUGUAGGUGUAGUGUCGCCUGAGGACGGGCGUCUGGUGCUCAGGCAGCAUGGUCUGGUCUGGCUGGAUGAGAAUCUGUCAGUGAGUCACGGCUGCCGCAGCUUUAUCCAGGUGUGUCUGCGUAUGAAUAACACUGAUGGUUCUGGUCUUGACCUCAGCGGUGUUAGAGUGGAGCAGCGGGAUGGAAGGUCACUCCAGAGCGUCAGCAUCAGUGGGGUAGCAGAGGUCGCUCCAGGUAAUGCAAUCUCCCUGUUCCUCCGGAGUGCCAGCCAACACUGUAACCAAAGCAGAGAGGGUCUGGAGCUGUACGACUCUAUAGCAACUCCGUUCAACCUCCUGUGGCUCUCCCAUGACACUGGGGCUGUUGCCAUGACAGCGCAGGCAAUGGUGUCCGCACACUACCACACAAACUAUCGCCCAGUCUUCCGCACUACCUCCACCUCGGACGCUUAUGUAGUGGGGUUGACUCAUGAUGGUCGUGGUAUCCGUUUUGCUGAAAGCGGUACAGUUCGUUUUGUCUUCCAACAGGCUUUGUACUCCAUGGGCCAGGCCUGUGUGAGCGAAGGAUUCCAGCUGCUGGCAUACAUCAGUCGCAAUGGAACGGGCUCGGAGCUGUGCCGCACCUUCAAACCAGGCGUUCACUACCGGGACACGUCCAUUUCUCUAUCUGGAGCAGCUAAAGUUGAUCCUGGAGACACACUGGCCUUUGAGAUCCUCUCGCCCGCACAGUGCAACGUCCGUUUCUUUGGUGAUGAGACAGGCAUUAGCACCCUCAGUUUGGUCUGGGUCCCCAUUGCCAUUUCUUCCUCUUUGUCUGCCUCUGUUGCUAACACUGGCCUUCCUUCGGGAGCUGUUCGGAACAAGCCACUCUUUUUCCGCCAGACCAGCCCUCAGGUGUCACAGAUGGGGCUGCUAGGGAAGGGACCCACAGAACAGAGACGGGAUUUUGUCUUCCGGGAGAGUGGUACAGCCAGUGUGGCUCUGGAUCUUAAACUAAUCCACUCCUGCAACUUGGUUAAGGUGACUCUGCUUAUGCGAAGUGAUCCAGAGGAGUCAAGACGAGGCAGGGAGGCAGUCACAGCUCGGCCCACCCCUGUGGCCCAGCAGGUAGAUGGUCAGAUGGCAGAGGGAAGCCAGUGGGCGAGUGUGAGCCUGCGAGCGUCCUUCCAGGUUCAUAAUGGCACAGUAGUGUUCUUCACACUGGACUGUGUUCGUGGACGAGUCAACCAAAUCAGUCAUCAGACAGGAAGUGAGAUAUCAGUCCUUUGGGUGGCAGCGUGAUGAAAGAAAGACAUAAUGUUGAUAUGUUGUUUAUUUUAUUCUUUGGUUCAAUCAAGCAGAUAUUUAAGCCACUUACAUGAUGAACAUGUUUCACUGGUUUGUCUUUAAAACAAUCUCACAACAUUUUCGAAAAAUGGGUCCACAGUUAUUUGUUUGUUUUGAAUUGUUUUUACACUGCUCACAUUUCUGUGUUAAGCUACAAUUAGCAGCUGGUUGGCUUAGCUAGGCAAAAGGACUACAAACAGAAGAAAUCACAACUAAACUCUCUCUGUACAUUACAAAAUAUGCCCCCAAAACACAAGACCCUUCAAUUUGAUCCAUUUCUUAUGUGGAAAAAACAACACCUAAAAUCAGUAUGUUUUUAUUGUUGUUUUCAUCAGGUUUUGCUUGAAAGUGUGACUCUGUGUCUCAUUGAGAUCAAUAGUAAGAAAGGUUAAACAAUUGUUUUAUGUCGGGUUGGCUAUUUUCCUUAGCUAACAGUAUUUCUGCUAAGCUAAGCUAACUGUUGGCUUACUAUCAUACGUUCUCACGUCAUGUAAAUAAGUUUUUUAAGCUGGUUAAUUUUGUAGUGAAUAGACCAGAACAAAUUUUACUUUUUAAAAACAGUUUUCUUAAAAACCUCAAAUAUAUAUUUGUUUACCUUAAUUUAAAAAUGUAGCAUUAGCACAUAAACUCAUGGUAUUUAUAUAAUAGAAGUAUUAGUCAUGGGUUCUACAGAAGUUUAAAUACUCAAUAGCACAAUAUGAAACACAGUUUUGAUUUCUCUCAUGCAGAUUUCUUCUGUUCAGGAGCUCCAUAUGUCGUAUUUGUCUGUGUUUUAUUUAAGUAAUUCAGUUAGCCUGUUGACGCCAAAGGACCUUCAGAUCAUUCUCAGUGUGACUAUAGCAUUUUCUGCUGUCACCAAAAGCGGUUCGCUGGUGCUGUUUUCAGUCUUCAGUGUUCUUUAAGUGCAUGUGUUUCAUGUUAGCCGCCAUUUUCUAAUGUGAAUAUCUACUGCAUGCCUGGUUUAAUGACCACGUUCUGCGUAUUAUGAAGAGAGUCAUGUGUUUCACUGAGGCUAUCGCUAGCAUUAAACUGUCCUGGAGAGACAUGACAUUUUAACUAUUAACACAUUAGGAUAUGGUUACUGUUUACUCUGACUAAUCUGUAUCAAAGUGUAUAUUUUACAUUUUAGAGUAAAUCAAAUAAAAACGCAUUUGUUCUUA